Messenger RNA from Adineta ricciae, 450 nucleotides. The record is from the annotation of a GenBank genome assembly. Lineage: Eukaryota; Metazoa; Rotifera; Eurotatoria; Adinetida; Adinetidae.
AUGCACGGUGGUGGCUUGCCGUUGCUAUCUUCGUUGGCACGACGAUUUCUGGCGACGCCAGGCACAAGCGUCCCUUUAGAAACCGCUUUUUCUGUGUCGAGCUUUAUUGGUCGGAAAGAACGCUGUCGGUUAACACCGGACAAUCUUUCUGCAACAGUGUUUCUUAGGGAUAAGAUUUUAACAACAUACUAUCCACGUGAUGGGCACAAUAAACAUUCGAAUCUCUCUCGAAUCUCGGUUCUAAACUCAGUUUUCGGCGAACGAAUUCGAAUCCAAUCGAAUCUGGGAUUCGCCGAUAACAAACCCUAUCGAACAUUGGAUUUGCAAAUCCGAACCCACACGAAUUCAAACCCGUGGGAAUCGAAUCUAACCGAAUCCUCAUGGAACCGAGAUCGAAUCCUCGGUUCCGAUUCGGAUUCGGUGCAUCCCUAUUCACCAGCGUUGAUGUGA